AUGGUCACGGCAAGAAAGUUGAGGCCCUAUUUCUUGUCGCAUCAGGUAGUGGUGCGAACUGCUUUACCCUUCAGGCAGGUAUUGGGGCGACCGGAUUUGUCGGGGAGAAUGGUCAAGUGGGCCGUGGAGCUGGGGGAGUACGACGUGGAGUAUGAGCCGAGAACGGCAAUCAAAGCACAAGCUCUUGCGGAUUUCAUCCAAGAAACCACUCGCCGACCUAUUCAAGAAUUUUGGAUUGCUUUUGUGGAUGGGUCAGUAACAAAUGAAGGGUGUGGAAUUGGGGUGUACAUCAUUUCACCAAGCUAUGGGAUAUAUCAAUUUGCUAUCAAAUUCACCUGUCGGAUGUCUAACAACGAGGCUGAGUACGAGGCCGUGGUCAGAGGGGCGCACAUCUUGUCAGAAUUGCGGGCUGAAUGUGUCAUCAUUAGGACCGAUUCCCAACUAGUGGCUCAACAACUGUCGGGAGCUUAUCAUGUCAAGGACCAGUGGAUGAAAACGUAUCAUUGCAAAAUUAAUGAAAUGAAGCAGAAAUUCAUGGAAUUCAAAAUCGAACAGAUUUUCCAGGAAGAAAACACCAAGGCAGACUUACUGGAACGCAUGGCCAGCGCAGUGGAGCAAACGUGGAAUGAUGAGAUCAUAUUACUCUGUGAUACCAGAGAAAUGGGGAAUUCACAGGUUUUUUCAGUGGAAAUCAGGGAUGACUGGAGGGCCCCAAUUAUACAUUUUCUCAAGACAGGGGAACGGUUGAGCAAGGAAUCUAACCAGAGGGCUCGAUACGAGAAUUAUUGUUGCUAUGGUGGUCACACGGGAUUUCGUGAUCUUGUACGAAAAAUCAUUCGGGCAGGGUUCUAUUGGCCUAACAUCAACAAGGAUGCCAGGGAGUUCGUCCGUAAAUGCGAGGCUUGCCAGAGACAUGCUGGGAGAAUCAACGUCCCGGGGGAAACCAUGGUAGUCAUGUAUGCUGCAUGCCCAUUUGACAAGUGGGGCAUAGAUAUCGUUGGGAAGUUGCCCACGGCACCAGGGGGCAAGUGUUUUCUCAUAGUGGUAGUGGAUUAUUUCUCCAAAUGGGUUGAGGCCGAGGCCGUGGGAAAGAUCGACGAGGUGACAGUGGAACGAUUCAUUUGGCGGAACAUAUGUUGCAGAUUUGGCGUCCCAAGGAUCAUUGUGUUAGAUAAUGGAACCCAAUUUAUAGGGCAGAGAAUCGCUGACUUCUGUGACCGAAUGGACAUCACUCAGCGGUUCGUAUCUGUGGCUCAUCCCCAAGCAAAUGGGCAAGGGGAGCUGGCAAAUAGAUCAAUCUACGAUGGAAUCAAAAAGCGGUUGAAUCAGAGCAGAGGGAAAUGGGUCGAAGUGAUACCAGCGGAGGCCAGAUUGGAGUCAUAUCGCAUAACUACCUACGACACAGAGCACAACUCCGAACUUCGAAGAACAGAGCUCGAUCUUGUUGAGGCACAAAGGGAAGAAGCUCAAGUCAGAGCAGCGAAAUACAAAAGCAUCAUCACGGUGGGAUACGACAAGAGGGUCAGAGCAAGGAAGCUAGCCAAGGGCGACCUAGUCCUCAAAAGAGCCGACGCACUGAAGCUAGUGGACAAAUUUGAACCCAAUUGGGAGGGCCCCUACAUCAUCACCGAGGUCCUGGGUGGCGGAGCGUACACUCUGUCGGAUCCAGACGACAGAGCUCUCCCCAGACCGUGGAACAUCAAUACUUUGAAAAAGUUCUAUGGCUAA
This is a messenger RNA of Salvia miltiorrhiza (redroot sage), 1728 nucleotides long. RefSeq lists its product as uncharacterized. NCBI's taxonomy places the organism in Eukaryota, Viridiplantae, Streptophyta, Magnoliopsida, Lamiales, Lamiaceae. Gene Ontology annotation, biological process: DNA integration. Bases 1 to 1728 code for a protein of 575 amino acids. The transcript is spliced from 3 exons. The record is from RefSeq and is a predicted model, not a curated record. Gene Ontology annotation, molecular function: RNA-DNA hybrid ribonuclease activity; nucleic acid binding.